AAAGACCAUGGCGACUGGUUGCAAUGAGUAGUACAGAGUAUACUGUCUGGCUCGAGAGCAGGAGGAUUGAUUGUACUGCUCAUAUCAAGUAUCGUCAGUGACUUGAUACUCGGUCCAAUCGAGCGUUGUUGACGUGACCUCAAUACUCAGUCCUUGGUAUCCUAUUGAUCGUUGUUGACGUGGGUCCUCUGCAAGUGGGUCGGUAUAUGGGUCCGUGACGAUCAUUUGUGUAUGAGAUCCACGUUGUAUCCACUGCAGUCCUUUUCGUACAAUCUUGCUCGGUCAAUCAAUACUGCAGUUCCUUGGCUGCUCUCAUCUCGUUGCGUAGUCCUGUUUGUUCAGUGUUGUUUUGCGAGUUGUUCAUGGAUUGUAACAGCGUGUUCAGGACAUGACUCCUUUAUUCUUAGCGCUGUGCAGCGUGUACCCCACAGCGCUCAGCUGUCAUCUCAACCCUCUACUUCUGCCAGGUCAAGAAGAUACACUGCAACUUGGAGGAUCUCUCAGAGGUCUUUGGUAUACCUCAAAAGACAUCUUCUGAUGUUGUUGCAAAAGGAAGAUGCCGCAGAAUUCAACAUUCAGAUGCACCAGAUCUGCAUGGAAAGGAGCAUUUAUUGACCAACUCUGAUGCAAACGCUAUUGCUUCCUUCCUAGAUGCCUGCUCUUUUGAGCAAAAGGGGCUACCUUGGCAAGAUCUUGCAGAUCUCUCUGGUGUUGCAAAAGUUUUUCACGAC
Molecule: messenger RNA, 731 nt
Organism: Macroventuria anomochaeta
Lineage: Eukaryota; Fungi; Ascomycota; Dothideomycetes; Pleosporales; Didymellaceae
Exons: 3
Coding region: 232-615 (127 amino acids)
Source: RefSeq, a predicted model, not a curated record